AUGGCGCGCCGCCAACAGCGAAAGACGACCACCACGGCUAAGCUGGGCAAUCUGGACCUUCUCCUUGUCGCUCUACGAGCAGACCUCGGCCCCGAUUGGGGAUGCUACAAGGAACUCAUAGAGGGAGCCGCAGCCGCGAAGGCAAACGGCGAGAGUGUUUCUGCCUGGGUUGACCAGACCGAGCCGCUGGUACGAAAUACCGCUUCGCAAUUCGCGCAUCAGGGAGUGCUCUUUCUGUUAGGCAUCAAGGUGGAUAGUGAAGCUUCUUCUGUCACCAAGGCCACCGACACGACCAACGACAUGUCCGCUCCACCUCCUGACACCCGACGCCCCGCGCAACCAGUUGUCACCAAGGCCACCAACGCGACCAACGACAUGUCCGCUCCACCUCCUCACACUCAACGCUCGCAGCAACCAAUGCAGCCCUCAGCCAACAUGCAGAACAACUUCACACCCAGCUGGACACCCAUGCCCUCACCCAGUCCCAGCGCCUACGUACCACCGACACCCGCCCCCGUCGCAUCCAAAAAACGCUCAGCCGCCAAUGUCGCCUUCCAGGGUCAGAAGCAGGCUACCGCGACACAGCCUCUCAAAUCCGACUGGUUCGGCGGUUACGUCCUUCACCAAGACCCAGCCUUUCGGCGCGACGUAUUCGAGUUCUUUGGACACGAAGUACCUGACAAGCCCGAUCCUAAGCACCACGAUCAAUCGGAUGUAUCGUCCGUAUACAAGGCCGCGGAUGACGACUUGGCUGUCUGGAGGGCGGGCUCUGGGGCUGAAGGCGAGGUAAAGGACGGCGGUCAGGAGGGUCAGAAGGACAGGAUCAAGAGCGUGGAGGAUGCGAAGCGGGAGCGUGUGCGAGAAGGCUUGCGCUUCAAGCUUUUCGACAAGUUGGAUUGA
This is a messenger RNA of Alternaria triticimaculans, 900 nucleotides long. RefSeq lists its product as uncharacterized. The transcript has 2 exons. Bases 1 to 900 code for a protein of 299 amino acids. The record is from RefSeq and is a predicted model, not a curated record. NCBI's taxonomy places the organism in Eukaryota, Fungi, Ascomycota, Dothideomycetes, Pleosporales, Pleosporaceae.